Messenger RNA from Hemicordylus capensis (graceful crag lizard), 1330 nucleotides. Its product is annotated as serine protease 27-like. Gene Ontology annotation, molecular function: serine-type endopeptidase activity. Gene Ontology annotation, biological process: proteolysis. The coding region runs from base 1 to 1251 and encodes 416 amino acids. NCBI's taxonomy places the organism in Eukaryota, Metazoa, Chordata, Lepidosauria, Squamata, Cordylidae. The transcript is spliced from 6 exons. The record is from RefSeq and is a predicted model, not a curated record.
AUGGAUAGUGGUAUAGAUCCAGGACUGAUGAGUCCUGGAUCCUCUGGGAGGGAUGAUAUUUUGUCUUUUAACCUCUGUGAUGCUACCAGUGGAAAAAAUGAGGUGAGGUGGAGGACAGAAGGUGAAGAGGCCGGGUGGGCAAGCUAUUUCCCUCGUGUUAGACUUCUGAAACAGAAAUGGGCGGGGGGGAGGCGGCGGCAUGUGGGAGAACAAGCUACUUGUCUGGGGGGAGAACAAGCCCCUCACCCCCUCUCUGGAGCCACCCUUGCUGACCUCCCACCUGUCUCUGUCUUUGCAGGUAUUGUAGAGACCCAGCAAGCACCAGCCUGUGGCCACCGGGUCCCAUCUACCCGAAUUGUAGGUGGUGAGGAGGCUGAGGCCGGCGCAUGGCCCUGGCAGGUCAGCCUGCAACUUCUAGGCACGCAUAUAUGUGGGGGGAGCCUCAUCUCUUCCAACUGGGUACUCACAGCUGCACAUUGCUUUAGCAGUAUCUUAGUGCCCUCCCUGUAUGACAUCCUGUUGGGGGCACACAAUCUCUCACAUCCCAGCCCAGGAGCAAAAUUUGUCGGAGUGAAGAAAAUCAUCAUCCACUCCAAAUACUUGGGAGUCAUAGAUGGCAAUGAUAUUGCACUUGUGGAACUGGAGACCCCUGUCAGCUUUACCCAGCUCAUCCAGCCGGCCUGCAUCCCAGGGUACAACAUCUUCUUCCCUGACAAGUUGGGCUGUUGGGUCACAGGAUGGGGAGACAUUGAAACAGGAGUUGUGCUCCCUUAUCCAGAACCCUUACAGGAAGUUCUGGUUCCACUUGUGGAUUCUGCCAUGUGUGAGGACCUCUUCAGCCGCAUGUUAAAUACAACCCAGCAGAACACCAGGAUAAUCCAGGAUGACAUGAUGUGUGCAGGCUACUUGGAAGGGAUGAAGGAUUCCUGCCAGGGGGACUCUGGAGGACCACUGAUUUGCCCUUGGGAUGGGGCUUGGCUCCUGGCCGGUGUGGUGAGCUGGGGUGCUGGUUGUGCCGCCCCUAACAGCCCUGGUGUCUACACCCGAGUCAGUGCCCACAGCAGUUGGAUCUUGAAACAUGUCCCAGAAGUGGCUUUUAACAUCAUCUUGUCCAAGGAUGGGAAUGGGAGUGGUGACCUUAAUGGGGGGAGUGGUGACCUCCACGGGGGGAGUGGUGACCUCAACAAGGGACAUCCCUGGCUCCUGCUGCUAAUACUGCUAUGCUGUCUUUAUUAUGCAUCAGCAUAUUAAGCAUCAGCUACAGACAUGUUGAAGGUUGUGGUUCUUUGUUUUUUAAACCUAAGAAAUAAAUUAUAUUAAUGUUUCGGUG